This is a messenger RNA of Priapulus caudatus, 797 nucleotides long. RefSeq names its product UNC93-like protein. The annotation marks the transcript as partial. NCBI's taxonomy places the organism in Eukaryota, Metazoa, Priapulida, Priapulimorpha, Priapulimorphida, Priapulidae. The record is from RefSeq and is a predicted model, not a curated record. Gene Ontology annotation, biological process: regulation of potassium ion transport; regulation of muscle contraction. The transcript is spliced from 2 exons. Gene Ontology annotation, cellular component: striated muscle dense body; plasma membrane. Gene Ontology annotation, molecular function: potassium channel regulator activity.
UCGUACGUCUUCUGCACGCUCGCCAUCACAGACGUCGGCUACACGAUGGUCUGCUACGGAAUCACUGCCGUCGUCUCCGUGGUAACCAUCAGUCACGUGACGAAGCACAUCAACCGGCUGGCGAUCAUGGGCGCCGGCCUCAUCUUCCACGUGUGUCUCUUCUGCGUCCUGUAUCUAUGGAAACCGGCAGACGAUGAUCAGCCGGUGUUCUACGUCAUGACGGCCGGCUGGGCGCUGUGUGACAUCAUCUGGACAUCGCAGAUAUACAAUCUGAUAGCGCUGCUGUGCGGGGACUGCUACGAACACGCGUACAAUGCCUACUACAUGAUACAGGCUGCAGGCCUGUCGGUGGCUUUCGGCUACAGUCCUUUCCUCUGCACGGAGACAAAGGUGUUUGUCGUCGGUGGCACCCUGGCGGUCGGUCUCGUCAUCUACAGCAUCAUCGAGCUGCGAAUUCAGAAGCUGAAGAAGGAACUGAUAUCGUCGUUUUGAUUGAUUUUUUUGGCGUUCGUUUGUUGUUGUUGGUGAUUUUGUUUUUUUGGUCUUAGGUGUCUCCGUUGUCGCUCUGUGUUGUUGAUGUCUCACGCGCGGUCGUUUUUCGGCUGUUGUUCCUCUUCUGAGGGAUUUUAUUUGUCGUCUGUAUCUCUGUGCUUCAUGCCGUCAUGAUUCAUCGCCUUAUUUGUCUCAUGUUCGUGAUUUAUUGAUUUGAGAUUGAGAUUUUUUCUCCCCUGCUCCGCAGUUGCUUUUUUCUUUUUGUAUUUAUACCUCCUCGCUUUAUUCUUUUGAUGCUCUCUCUA